CCACCUCGCCCUGCUGAGGAGGUGUGAGUGAAGGGGGAGCCGGGAGCCUCUUCUCGCUCCUCUUCCAUGAGACGCCAAGUCCCCGUGCGUCUGUCAUGUGAUAGCAAGAGAGCAGGAGCUGCGAGGGUCUCCCGUCUCGGGCACCAUUACAAAACUGCGCUGGAGCGCGCAAGCCCCGCCACAGCCACGGCCGCCGCCUCGCUCACCUCCUCUCCCUGACGGCUCCUGGCGCUGGCCUCCGCCGCAAACUUUUCACCGGACUGAGCGGUGAGAGGGACGUUUAUAUUUCCUUCCUCCGCAUCUCUGCAGAGGUCCAGGGUAAUUUCAUGCUCAUGUCUGAGGAGCACCAACUCCAGUAGAGUGUGUCAGGCGGCAGUGGGGAAGUCCAGGAGACUCAGCGGCCUCCAGGAGGAAAGCGGGGACGCCAGCGGGGGCAGGGACCGGGCUCGGCCCCGUAGCCCCUGAGACUCCGCGGCCUGGGCAGCAGCUGUGUCUCCCGCAGGCAGCGGCGCGGCGAGGCAAGCGCAUCCAGCGGGGUGAGGCUGCUGGAAGGAGCCGUGUGCGAGCCCACCGGCCGGCUGCGAGGCAGUCACGAUCGCCUGUGGCCCGGGGAGGUGGCGCCCAGGAUGUAGAAACGGUGGCGGGGCAGAGCAGCGCCGUUCCCCGCAUCCCGAGUCCGCCGUGCGCGACACUUAGUGGUGCCCGCCUUGGCGCGGUGGGAUCGUGUGGCCGCGAGAGGACUGUGGCGGGGCGGCGAUGCCCAGGCCGGGGAAGAGUUCGUACAGCGACCAAAAGCCGCCUUACUCUUACAUCUCCCUGACGGCCAUGGCCAUCCAGCACUCGGCCGAGAAGAUGCUGCCCCUGAGCGACAUCUACAAGUUCAUAAUGGAGCGAUUCCCCUACUACCGGGAGCAUACCCAGCGCUGGCAGAACUCCCUCCGUCACAACCUCUCCUUCAACGACUGCUUCAUCAAGAUCCCGCGGCGACCCGACCAGCCGGGCAAGGGCAGCUUCUGGGCGCUGCAUCCGGACUGUGGGGACAUGUUUGAGAACGGCAGCUUCCUCCGCCGCCGCAAGCGCUUCAAGGUCCUGCGCCCCGAGCACCACCUGCCUGGCGGCGGCGGCAGCGGGACGGGCAGCGGCGGUCCCGGCAAGCCCCCGGCGCCCACCCCGCACAUGGUGCACUACUUCCAUCCGCACCCGCCGCCACCGCCGCCUCCCUCGGGCAAGGUGCCGGGGUUGGCAAGCUCCGAGGCGGCCGUGGCCGCAGCCGCGGCCGCUGCAGCGGUGGGGAGGCUACCGCAGUUUUCGCCCUACGGGAGCAGCCAGCCCUCGGGCUUCAAGCAUCCCUUCGCCAUCGAGAAUAUCAUCGGCAGAGAUUACAAGGGUGUGCUGCAGGCCGGCGGGCUGCCGCUGGCCUCGGUGAUGCACCACCUGGGCUACCCGGUGCCCAGCCAGCUCAGCGGCGUGGUGAGCUCCGUGUGGCCGCACGUGGGGGUGAUGGACUCCGUGACCAGUGUGCCCGUGUCCCCUGACUACGGCCCCUUCGGCGUGCCCAUGAAGGCGCUCUGCCACCCGCCGGCACAGACCAUGCCGGCUGUCCCGGUGCCCAUCAAGCCGGCGCCGGCAAUGUCCACUGCCUCGGCCAUCCCUGCUCUGACGGUCUCUGCCUCGCAGAUCUGCCCUGCUGCUUCCCCGGCCGCUGCUUCGUUGUUGGAACAGGCCGCGAGCAACAACCCCGAGGGCAAGGGCUCCCUCCACUCCGUCCUGGUGCACUCCUAAAGAGCAGGGGGUCGAGGGGGAGAGAGGCCCCCAGGCUCCCAGAGGAAAGGACGCGGGGCUUCAGAGCAUGCAUGCGGCACGGAAACCCGAUCGAUCUUAUGACUAUACCCCUGCUGCUGUCUGUAUUUUUACCGUGUACAAUCAGAUUAUUUGAGAGCUAGAUCGCAGGUAAGAGCUUUUAUCGUCAAUCGCUAAAUGUCAUUAGUAGCGGAGAGGCGGCGUGAAAAAUCAUAGCUGGGGCCAAAGGGGCUGGCUCCCAGGAAAGGACAGAGAGGGAAGGUCUCCUCGACACCCAUCAGCCUGAAGCCAUGCAGCCUGGGCUACCCGCUGAGCCCCUCUCCUGGGGCGGCCAUCCCGGAAGUCCCACAAAAGCCGUGCUCGGUGGGAGAGGGGCUGCAAUCUGCCGGCGGCUGGGGGGAGCAGAAGGAUAAAGCCCCUGCUGAAAUCUGCUUCUCCCUCUUCCACGACGGACGGGAAAACUCUGCUCCGCCGUCCUGUAGAUCUUGCUCCGAAAGAGGUGGGCAAAGCCUUGGACCCUGGCGAGCUGCAGGGUCCCAGGUCAUGUAAUGCUCGCUGUUUAAAGAAUAAGCUUUAAAUAGCUCGACUAAGAAGCGAGAAUUUAAGUGACAAUGGCACUGACGGCGAAGAGUUCCUUUAACUAACGACCACCUACCCUUCCCCUUCACACUGUCAUAGUCUAUUCUAUAGUACCUUAGAAGGGACUGAAGCGUGACCUGGCCUCUCAAGCCGUGUGUGAGUGUCCGAGUUCCCUAGUUUCUCAUUAAAAUAAAACCAGGCCGGCGAUUCGUA
Messenger RNA from Pseudopipra pipra, 2592 nucleotides. It is a transcript of the gene FOXB2, whose product is annotated as forkhead box B2. The record is from RefSeq and is a predicted model, not a curated record. Bases 757 to 1782 code for a protein of 341 amino acids. Gene Ontology annotation, molecular function: DNA-binding transcription factor activity, RNA polymerase II-specific; RNA polymerase II cis-regulatory region sequence-specific DNA binding. Lineage: Eukaryota; Metazoa; Chordata; Aves; Passeriformes; Pipridae. Gene Ontology annotation, biological process: anatomical structure morphogenesis; regulation of transcription by RNA polymerase II; cell differentiation. The transcript has a single exon.